CAGCACUGCGCCCGCACUGGGUUUUUUUUAGCUCUGGACCGCUGGAACACUGUGGGGAUCUGCUCUCUGUCUCGUUUUUUUUUUUUUUUUUUACUUGGAAACGCUUUUUCUAAAACGAUCAUAAUACACAUUUAGAUUCUCCAGACUGACAUUCAUUGUUCUAACACCGAACAAAGGCGUCUAUCAGUACCAGGACAUCCACUCCCCUGUGAGCCCAUUUCCAAAGCUGUCUGGUAAGGCGAGCUCGGAUAGCCGGUGGAACAGGCACCACUGCCAUUACUGUGUUUUUGAGGGGUGUUUUUUGGACGCGUAACUGAGACCAGUCCGGGAUCUAAAUCCGUGCAGUCCAGGGGAGAUGAGUUUCAGGACCACGGAGAGUUGGCGCUGCGUUAACAGCACUUGCGCAGAGAAAGUUGAGCCCUUCCCGCCGCCGCUCUCCUCCACCUUCGCCCUUAUUCUCCUCGGCGCGGCGAUCGUCGGCGUCGUGGCGCUCUCUCUCGCCACGCACCACUGCCACAAAGGCAAGAUGAAGAGACGGAAGAUCCAACGAGCCCAGGAGGAAUACGAGAGGGAUCAGCUCAGCCCUGUGCCGCCAGCGAGAAAAGCGGAUCGCUGCGUGAUCGUGCGUCCUGCCGCCGGACCCACCGAACCUCCGCAUGUCCGUCAGCAUAAUGCCGCCGCUUUUUCCGCGCACACCGGAGCUGUGGAGGCCGGAGUCCUCGAGGCUGUAGCUGUAUCACUAUAACGUGUCAGAUAUCAAACUAUAUAUGGGACUUGGGUAUGUCCUGGAUGCAUUGUGAAACCCCCAUGCCGCUCCGUAUUACUCAUAACAUACGUGGGACAUGUCCGCAUUUUUGUUUCCCGUUUUCUUCUCCUCUAUAGGAAAACAACUCAUUUUCUCUGCUUUCAAUAUAUUUAAUAUCCAAAUAUAUAAAACUGCACUGUGUAGAGCAUCAUGCCAGCUGUGGACUGUAAUGAAGCUCAUCAACCUUGAGCUGCAGUUUACCGAUUGCUGCUGUCCAAGGUGCUGAUCAUUUGAUACUCCACACAGAUUUGCCUCCUGCUCCAUAACGUACCAGAUGGAAAAAUAAAGGUUUUUUUCUUUUUUUUUUUUAUGUAAUACGAAUUGUAACAAACUCCUUUUGAAUUCACUGAAGGGCUUAAAGGUCUAUACUGUAUGAUGAAGCAGUUUUUUGUUUUGUUGCUUUUUUGCAUAAAGAGAAAAAGCAGUUGAUGGUUACACUAAUGUAAAUUGACUCAUUUAUGUGUUUACUUUUUAAUUUGUCACGUGAUUUUGUUAAACAGUUUACUCAGAGUCAGACAACAAUUAUACCAAACUUAUAUAAUAAGAAAUCAUUUGUACUACAUCAUGUUUACUAAUGUAUAACCUGCCUUGAUAGCACACUUAACAAGUUGAAUAAAAUGAACAUUAAAGGAAAUAUAAAAGGAGAUUAGUCUUGAAAGAAAUAUAAAGUUUUAUUGGUGUUUUUGAAUUUGAUUUUUAAAUAUUUUAUAGUGUAUCAAUGAAAGCUAGCUAUUGUAGUUGCUAAUUAUUCAUGCUAAAUAGUUAUUAAAAUAAGUUAUUAAACUAUGCAUGUGGCAAAUUACUUAUUAUGAAUUUAUGCCACAGAAAUCUCACAGUCUUUUUUCUUCUUCUUCUUCUUCUUCUUCUUCUUCUUCUUCUU
Silurus meridionalis is the source of this 1685-nucleotide messenger RNA. RefSeq lists its product as uncharacterized. The transcript has a single exon. The record is from RefSeq and is a predicted model, not a curated record. The coding region runs from base 356 to 745 and encodes 129 amino acids. NCBI's taxonomy places the organism in Eukaryota, Metazoa, Chordata, Actinopteri, Siluriformes, Siluridae.